Messenger RNA from Rubroshorea leprosula, 354 nucleotides. The record is from the annotation of a GenBank genome assembly. Lineage: Eukaryota; Viridiplantae; Streptophyta; Magnoliopsida; Malvales; Dipterocarpaceae.
UAAUGUUCAAUAACAAGUGCAUUUGAACCUAAUCAAUAUUCAUAUGUACAUUUACAAUUCUCAACAUGGGUGGCAAGGGUGGUGAUGGUGGUGCUAGCUACUGGAGGUGGCAAAGGAGGUGGAGGGGGGGUGGUAGUGGGAGAGGCUCAUCAAAAGGCGGUGGUGGAGGUUCUGGCAUGAUGGUAGCCACGGCCAGUGGUGGCUCAUCCUACAUCUCUGAGGGCAGUUUUGAGAGCAAUCCUCAAGGGUACUUUUCUGGUCUGCUUGGAAGUCGAAAGAGCAGCAAAUAAAAUUAUUGCGAUUAGACGCUUUAUGGUUUUCUUUGGUUUCCCUUUGGUCGAUUUAAUUAAUUUU